UGAACAGUAUAAAGGAAGAUCCAAAAACAGAUGGUACACACAUUGACUACUGCUGCAUACAAAAUGAAGGUGUUGAUUAUCCUCCUCAUCACAGUUCUGGCUUUGCACGUAGCGUCCUCCGCGCCGAGCCGGCUACACGACCUGGAGCAAGCCAUGAUGAACCAGCUGCACAGGCCCUGGCACGAGUCCAGACCGACCUCUGAGCAUCCGAGGAAGGGUGAGGGGUGCAAGGGAGGACGAUGCAAGGUACAAGAAGGAUGCGAGGGUUGCCAAUACGCAGUGCCUAUCCAGUUUAAUAAUUUUGAAGAGUUUAAUAGCAAUAAUUAUAAAAACUGA
Messenger RNA from Pectinophora gossypiella (pink bollworm), 336 nucleotides. RefSeq lists its product as uncharacterized. Lineage: Eukaryota; Metazoa; Arthropoda; Insecta; Lepidoptera; Gelechiidae. The transcript is spliced from 3 exons. The coding region runs from base 31 to 336 and encodes 101 amino acids. The record is from RefSeq and is a predicted model, not a curated record.